AAUCGAACGUCGCGGAGAACACAACGCUGGCGCAGAAUGACGGCCAAGAUUAAGAUGCGAUCUCAGUUGCAUCUGCUGACGGGUUUCAUGGCGGGAUUUGUCCUGGCCUUCGUGCUGCUCCUCUAUGUCUACGAUGUGAGCCGGGUGACGCCAUGUUGGAGCAGUUCCUCGACCAUGUCCACGAUGGCUACGGUGGGAGUGGAAGAUGUCCCGAGCUCCCCAAGGAUACUUUGCAUGGUGCUCACCUGUCCGGAAAACUUGGACAGCUUGGCCAAAACGGUCUACGAUACCUGGGGAAAGCGCUGCAGCCAGCUGAUCUUCGCCAGCAGUGAGGAUUACGAACCACUAGGAGUGGUCAGGGUGGUUGAGCCAGGUGGAGGUGGCUAUGAGGAUCUGUGGAACAAAACCCGCGAGGGAUUCCGCCAUGUUUGGGAACACUACGGUGGGGAUUACGAUUGGUUUCUCAAGGCGGACGAUGAUACAUAUAUGGUCAUGGAGAAUCUACAGCACCUGCUUAGCGCCUUCGAUCCGGAUACACCCGUCUAUUUGGGCUACAAGAUGUCACGAUAUAAUGUGAGUUAUAUGUCUGGAGGUGCUUCGUAUAUUCUGAGUCGUCAAGCACUCCACCGAUUUAUGACGAAAGCCUACGAAUCGGAGGUGAUUUGUCCACAGCCAAAAAAGAUGGGCAUUGAGGACUUUUACAUGGGCAUAUGUCUGCAGAAUGUGGGUGUCCAUUUUGUUGACUCAGCACAGGCUUUGGAUGGGGAUACGAAACCAAAGUUUAUGCCAUUGGACCUGGAGAACUAUUUAAUGGAUGCCAAUUCAACUAUUCCGGAAUGGCUGCGCCUGAUGAGCUUCUCUCAAGUGGAAACUGGCCUGAGAUGUUGCUCCAAUUAUUCUGUGGCUUUCCAUUAUGCCAGUCGCGAACGCAUGUUUCUCUACGAGUUUCUAAUCUAUCAUCUCAAAGUGUUUGGUGCUAACCAGAUAUCAGAAAGAAGUCAUAGCAGUCGAUUAAGCUUAUCUGAUUUGAUGAGUCGAUUUCCCCUGGAAGAUAAUUCCAAUAUAAAAGACUUGCUGCAAAUGUCUGAGAAACCUGAUAAUUUUUAGCUACUUAAUGGUAUUUUUAUUUAAGCUGUUUAGAUUGUAUACAUGUGAUAUGAACUUAUAAAUGUAAAUAUGGAAUUUAAU
Molecule: messenger RNA, 1188 nt
Organism: Drosophila subpulchrella
Lineage: Eukaryota; Metazoa; Arthropoda; Insecta; Diptera; Drosophilidae
Product: glycoprotein-N-acetylgalactosamine 3-beta-galactosyltransferase 1
Exons: 4
Coding region: 37-1107 (356 amino acids)
Cellular component (GO): membrane
Molecular function (GO): N-acetylgalactosaminide beta-1,3-galactosyltransferase activity
Source: RefSeq, a predicted model, not a curated record